Budorcas taxicolor (takin) is the source of this 1958-nucleotide messenger RNA. It is a transcript of the gene CHAT, whose product is annotated as choline O-acetyltransferase. Gene Ontology annotation, biological process: acetylcholine biosynthetic process; neuromuscular synaptic transmission. The transcript is spliced from 14 exons. The record is from RefSeq and is a predicted model, not a curated record. Gene Ontology annotation, molecular function: choline O-acetyltransferase activity. Bases 30 to 1958 code for a protein of 642 amino acids. Gene Ontology annotation, cellular component: neuron projection; cytoplasm. Lineage: Eukaryota; Metazoa; Chordata; Mammalia; Artiodactyla; Bovidae.
CUCUGUGUCCACAAUCAGAAGUCACCAAGAUGCCCAUCUGUGAAAAAGCCCCCCCGAAGAUGGCAGCAAAAAGUCCGGGCAGUGAGGAGGAGCCUGGGCUGCCCAAACUCCCUGUGCCCCCGCUGCAGCAGACCCUGGCCACCUACCUGCGGUGCGUGCAGCACCUGGUGCCCCAGGAGCAGUUCAGGAGGAGCCAGGCCAUCGUGCAGCAGUUUGGGGCCCCUGGCGGCCUCGGCGAGACCCUGCAGCAGAAGCUGCUGGAACGGCAGGAGAAGACUGCCAACUGGGUGUCCGAGUACUGGCUGAACGACAUGUAUCUCAACAAUCGCCUGGCCCUGCCUGUCAACUCCAGCCCAGCUGUGAUCUUUGCCCGGCAGCACUUCCAAGACACCAAUGACCAGUUAAGGUUUGCCGCCAACCUCAUCUCCGGUGUGCUCAGCUACAAGGCCCUGCUGGACAGCCACUCCAUCCCCACCGACUGUGCCAAGGGCCAGCUAUCAGGGCAGCCGCUCUGUAUGAACCAAUACUAUGGGCUCUUCUCCUCCUACCGGCUCCCCGGCCACACCCAGGACACACUGGUGGCCCAGAAGAGCAGUGUCAUGCCUGAGCCAGAGCACGUCAUUGUGGCCUGCUGCAACCAGUUCUUUGUCUUGGAUGUUGUGAUUAAUUUCCGCCGUCUCAGUGAGGGGGAUCUGUUCACUCAGUUGAGAAAGAUAGUCAGAAUGGCUUCCAACGAGGAUGAACGCUUGCCUCCAAUCGGCCUGCUGACGUCAGACGGGAGGAGCGAGUGGACAGAGGCCAGGACGGUCCUCAUGAAAGACUCCACCAACCGGGACUCUCUGGAUAUGAUCGAGCGCUGCCUCUGCCUGGUGUGCCUGGACGCCCCUGGAGGCAUGGAGCUCAGUGACACCAACCGGGCACUCCAGCUCCUCCACGGCGGGGGCUGCAGCAAGAACGGGGCCAACCGCUGGUACGACAAGUCCCUGCAGUUCGUGGUGGGCCGAGACGGCACCUGUGGCGUGGUGUGUGAACACUCCCCUUUCGAUGGCAUCGUCUUGGUGCAGUGCACGGAGCACCUGCUCAAGCACAUGGUGAAGACCAGCAAGAAGAUGGUCCGAGCUGACUCGGUCAGCGAGCUCCCAGCACCCAGAAGGCUGAGGUGGAAAUGCUCCCCGGAAAUUCAAGGCCUCUUAUCCUCCUCAGCAGAAAAACUUCAACAAAUAGUAAAGAAUCUCGACUUCACCGUUUAUAAGUUUGAUGACUACGGGAAAACAUUCAUUAAGCAGCAGAAAUGCAGCCCCGAUGCCUUUAUUCAGGUGGCCCUCCAGCUGGCCUUCUACAGGCUCCACGGGAAACUCGUGCCCACCUACGAGAGCGCCUCCAUCCGCCGGUUCCACGAGGGACGGGUGGACAACAUUCGAUCGGCCACGCCGGAGGCGCUGCGUUUUGUGAAAGCCAUCGCUGACCACCACACAGCCGCCGUGCCGGAUUCAGAGAAGCUGCUGCUCCUGAAGGACGCCAUCCGAGCCCAGACGGAGUACACAGUCAUGGCCAUAACAGGGAUGGCCAUCGACAACCACCUGCUGGGGCUGCGGGAGCUGGCCCGGGAAACGUGCGAGGAGCUGCCCGAGAUGUUCACGGAUGAAACGUACCUGAUGAGCAACCGCUUCGUGCUCUCCACCAGCCAGGUGCCCACCACCAUGGAGAUGUUCUGCUGCUACGGUCCCGUGGUGCCCAAUGGGUACGGUACCUGCUACAACCCCCAGCCAGAGAGCAUCCUUUUCUGCAUCUCCAGCUUCCACAACUGCAAGGAGACAUCGUCAACCAAGUUUGCAAAAGCUGUGGAAGAAAGCCUCCUUGAAAUGAGACGCCUCUGCAGUCUGCCACUGUCUGCCACAGGCAAGCCACCGGCAACAAAGGAAAAAGUAACAAGGCCCAGUCAGGGGCACCAACCCUGA